GGAGCGCUCUCCUCCAGCCCCCCGUGCGCUCAGUGCUCAGUGUCCGCUCAGUGCCCGCUUAGUGCCCGCUCCAGACGCAGCCAUGGACGCCAUCAAGAAGAAGAUGCAGAUGCUGAAGCUGGACAAGGAGAACGCCAUAGACCGUGCAGAACAGGCGGAGGGCGACAAGAAGCAGGCAGAGGACCGCUGCAAACAGGCCGAGUCAGAUGUGGCUUCCCUGAACAGACGCAUCCAGCUAGUUGAGGAAGAGUUAGACCGCGCUCAGGAGAGACUGGCUACAGCCCUGCAGAAGCUGGAGGAGGCAGAGAAGGCAGCAGAUGAGAGUGAUAGAGGAAUGAAGGUCAUUGAGAACAGAGCAAACAAAGAUGGAGAGAAGAUGGUGGAUCAGGAUUUGCAGCUGAAAGAAGCCAAACACGUAGCUGAGGAUUCAGAUCGGAAAUAUGAGGAGGUCGCCCGCAAACUGGUUGGUAUUGAGACCGAUCUGGAGAGAUCUGAAGAGAGAGCUGAGGUAGCUGAAAGUCGGUUCAGGCAGCUGGAGGAGGAGCUUCGAGUCAUGGACCAGAGUCUGAAAUCUCUGAUUGCAGCAGAGGAAGAGUUUUCCUCCAAAGAAGAUAAAUACGAAGAGGAAAUAAGAAUUCUUGGUGAGAAACUGAAGGAGACUGAAUCCCGUGUGGAGUUCGCAGAAAAAUCAGUUGCAAAGUUGGAAAAGACUAUUGAUGAUCUGGAAGAGACUCUGACAGCUGCCAAAGAGGAGAAGUUAGAAAUCCAGACAACUCUUGACCAGACCCUGUUGGAGCUGAACAAUAUGUGAUGGAUAAACACAUUUUUGGAACUGUCCUGAGACCACUUUAAAUCCCCACACAUUGUUUUCCUUGAAUAGGAUUAUUCCACCUCUCCUUUUUUAACUUUUUAACUGAUUCCAAACUAAUAUUUCUUACGUUUAAUUAUUUAUUAGAAGUGAUGUUCCAACAAUAGCUGGUAUCAAUGUCCUCUCCAAGUAAUAUCAUCUGAUUAUGUUCCUUCACAUCGCACUUGAGUCAAUAAGAGGACAGUCUCCAGUAGCACUGUACCACCACAUUCCCAUACAUCUAUAAUGAAUGAGUAAACCAUUCCCUUUAUUCAUGCACCAUUACAUUCCUCUUCUACUGAAGCCAAUGGGAAGAUUACCUAUUACCCCCCUGCACAUUCCUGUGUUCACCAGUCACCAAUAAGACAUUACUCAGUAUCCGCUGCACUAUAACAUUUCAAUUACAUUUGCACUUAAUGAGAGUACUGCCCCAGUAUCCCUUGCACCAUCACCUCUUUUUAAAGAAAAUUAAAAAAUAUAGAAAAGCUUUCUUAGUAUCUACUUAAACCAUCAGAUACAUGAGUCCUUUUAAAUAUUACAAUAAGCAGCUGAAAUUUGCUGUGUCCUAACCAUGUUAUUCACAUUACCUACAAUGUUCUGAGCCAAAGUAAUUUCCCCUUGACAUGGUAGAUUUAGUUCUUUAGGCUCAUGGACCCAAGAAGACAGGCUGUGUACAACCAGACACUUGGCACUGUUGUGGGGCUUCCCACAGUGAUAAACAUACAGUAUAUUGUUUAUUACCAGUUUUCAUAGUUUGCCACAAAUAAACCAAAUAUUUUUUUUAAUGGUU
Molecule: messenger RNA, 1637 nt
Organism: Bombina bombina (fire-bellied toad)
Lineage: Eukaryota; Metazoa; Chordata; Amphibia; Anura; Bombinatoridae
Product: tropomyosin beta chain
Biological process (GO): actin filament organization; muscle contraction
Cellular component (GO): actin filament
Molecular function (GO): actin filament binding
Source: RefSeq, a predicted model, not a curated record